Molecule: messenger RNA, 1589 nt
Organism: Beta vulgaris subsp. vulgaris (sugar beet)
Lineage: Eukaryota; Viridiplantae; Streptophyta; Magnoliopsida; Caryophyllales; Amaranthaceae
Product: spermidine sinapoyl-CoA acyltransferase
Exons: 2
Coding region: 95-1480 (461 amino acids)
Source: RefSeq, a predicted model, not a curated record
UCAAAUGGUACGUACAAGCCAACACACACAUGCUUCCUAACAAGUCUACCAACCCCCUCUUCCCUCCACUCUCUAAUCUCUCUAUAUUCAAUCCAUGCCAUGCAUCAAAGGCAUCAACCAACUAAGGAAACCACCAAACAUAAUGGAAGUCAUCAUCCAAGAAACUACAACCAUUUAUCCAUCAAACCCUCCCUUCAAUCACCCCCAUACUCUUUCUCUUUCUCACCUCGACACCGAUCUCAACCUCCAUGUCACCUUCCGCUACUUCCGUGUCUACGCAAACCUAUCCAAUUCCAAUCCAUUCCAACUCAUUAAAAACGCCCUAGGAACCGCCCUCGGUCCCUACUACCCUCUAACCGGCACCCUUCGAAAACUCGAAGGGUGCCGGUUUGAGUUACACUGCACCCCUGGAAAGGGUGUCCCUAUCAUAAGGGCCAGUGUAGACUACUCUUUAGAGUCCCUUAACUACUUGGAUGAACUAGAUGAGACCUUUUCGGAACGACUAGUUCCGAACCCUGGUCUAGUUGAAGCCAUGGAUCAUCCUAUGAUCUUACAGAUUACUUUGUUUAAGUGUGGAGGUUAUGUUCUUGGGUCAGCUGUUCAUAACAUGUUGUGUGAUGGCUUAGGAGCGUCCGAGUUUUUCAAUGGAGUCGCGGAGUUGGCUCGUGGGGUGACUCGGAUGGAAGUUGAGCCGGUUUGGGAGCGAGCUAGUUUACUCGGACCGCGAGAACCGGUCCGAGUUGAGUUUCCGUUCGAAGAGUUUUUGAGGUUGGAUAAGGAGUUUUCACCUUAUUUGCAGAAUGUUGGACCGACUGUUAGAGUUUGUUUUCCCAUGAUGGAGAAGUGGUUGGACCGGUUUAAGGAGUAUUUACAAGAACGGUCCGGUUCGCGGUUUACAACUUUUGAAGCAUUGGGUGCUUUCAUAUGGCGAGCAAGGGUGAAAGCAUCAAAUAUUCCAAAGGACACAAAAGUGAAAUUUGCAUACUUAAUGAACAUAAGAAAGCUACUUAACCCACCACUACCUAAGGGUUACUGGGGAAACGGCUGCAUACAAAUGUACGUUCAACUCACUGCCGGAGAAUUAACCGAUCAACCCAUUUGGAAGACAGCAAGCCUAAUAAAACAUAGCAAAUACAACGCGAACGACGAGUACGUAAGAUCAUACAUCGAUUUCCAGAAGGAGAACUACGAGAAGGGUAUAACAGCAGGGAAGGAGGUGAGCGGGUUCACUGAUUGGAGGCACAUUGGUCAUUCUAAGGUCGAUUUCGGAUCGGGCGGUCCAGUAAAUGUGGUUCCUCUUUCCAAGCAUUUUCUGGGGAGUAUUGAGCCAUGCUACUUCUUGCCUUAUUCUUCUGUUGCUGUUGAGGGGAAGGAAGAUGGUGAUGGAUUUAAGGUGUUGGUUUGUUUGAGAGAAUGUGCAAAAGAUGGGUUUAUGGCUGAAAUGGAUAAGUUUAGUAGACUGGAGUUUGAUUUAGGCUAAGCUAUAUAAUAUAUCUAUAAUGUUUAGUUAGUACUUAACUUUGUAUGCUUUGGUUCAUUCCGAUUCUUGUCAAUGAAUUAACUGUUUUUCAAGCAUGAACUAGUUUUUU